Messenger RNA from Eleginops maclovinus (Patagonian blennie), 3685 nucleotides. Its product is annotated as G1/S-specific cyclin-D2-like. Gene Ontology annotation, cellular component: cytoplasm; nucleus; cyclin-dependent protein kinase holoenzyme complex. The coding region runs from base 211 to 1095 and encodes 294 amino acids. The transcript has 5 exons. Gene Ontology annotation, biological process: mitotic cell cycle phase transition; regulation of cyclin-dependent protein serine/threonine kinase activity. NCBI's taxonomy places the organism in Eukaryota, Metazoa, Chordata, Actinopteri, Perciformes, Eleginopidae. The record is from RefSeq and is a predicted model, not a curated record. Gene Ontology annotation, molecular function: cyclin-dependent protein serine/threonine kinase regulator activity.
UCGGAGCAGCCAGAAGAAGAAGCAAAAGUAAGGCAGGAGGACUGGAGCAAACCCCAGCAGCAGUCUCAGCCUCGUGCUUCAUCCUGGGCACUUCUCCUCCUCCUGUCCGCUCUCGACAAAAUUGUGACAAUAUUUUUUUUCUAAUCUGUAUUAUUUAGCCACAAAAAAACACAAAAGGAAAGUGGAAGGGGGGGAGAAGGGGCCCGAGUCAUGGAGCUUUAUUGCUUGGAGUCGGACAUAGUCGUGAGAGCCCCGCUUGACCCAAACAUCCUCAAUGAUGACAGAGUGUUGCAAAGUUUAUUAACUAUUGAGGACAGGUUUUUACCGCAAUGCUCGUAUUUCCAGCGGGUCCAGAAGGAUAUUCAGCCCUAUAUGAGACGAAUGGUUGCAGGUUGGAUGCACGAGGUGUGCGAGGAGGAGAAGACCAAUGAGUACGUCUUCCCCUUAGCUAUUAAUUAUUUGGACAGAUAUUUAGCAGUGGUUCCCACAAGAAAGAGUUAUUUACAGCUUUUGGGAGCUGUGUGCAUAUUCCUGUCCUCCAAAUUAAAGGACUGCAGGCCGCUAUCUGCAGAAAAACUUUGCGUGUACACGGACAACUCCAUCUCACCACGAGAACUGCUGGACUGGGAGCUGGUCGUACUGGGCAAGUUGAAGUGGAACAUUGCCUCAGUCAUCCCCAAUGAUUUUAUAGAGCACAUCAUACGCAGGCUGCCCCUUCCCAAAGAAAAGCUGGCGAUAAUCCGCAAACACUCAGAGACAUUCAUUGCCCUGUGUGCCACAGAUGACCGCCUUGCCAUGAACCCUCCUUCCAUGAUUGCCACCGGCAGCAUGGGAGCUGCUGUCUGCGGCCUGCAACUGGCCCAAAGCGACCCGAGGCUGAGUCGAGACAACCUGACAGACCUGCUGGCCAAGAUCACCAACACAGAGGUGGACUGUUUGAGGGCGUGCCAGGAGCAAAUAGAGCGCGUGCUGACCACCAGCCUGCAGCAGGGCCAGCAGUACCGGCAGGAGAGCGGCAUCAGAGCAGGCCACAAGGCCAGGGAGCAGCAAGACCAGUCCAGCACCCCCACAGAUGUUCGCGACGUCAAUUUAUGAACUCCACCUGACAAACGCACACGCACUCACACCACUCAUGCCUGUGUACCGGUGAACUGACAGGAGCGAGGGACGCAUGAUCUGCCAGUAUCUACGUCAAAGCGCCACAUGAGCGAUGGUGUGAUGAUCAAUGAACUUAUAGAAAUUAUUAAAUUCCUAGUUUUUCUCCUUUUUCUGCCCCAGUUGUACCUGGUGUGCUUUUCACCUUUUGUCAGGCCAUAUAUAACCAAACAAGCUAUUUAAGAAAAAAAAAAAAAUGAAAAUCUUGAAAACUUGAUAGUGCCUUAGGUUUCCCAGAAUGGAAACCUGAAUAUAUUUUCAUACUUGAAAAAAAAAAAACAGCAUAAUUAUAUGCAAUAUACUUAUUUUUUUGAUACAACCUAGUAAAAAUAAAUGAUAAAUAUUGCAUAUCUACCUAGAAUUUAGUUAUGUUAGUCUUUUAUCAUCUUAUAGUGAGCAGUUUCAGUUAUGAUGGGUUUUCUUCCCCUGUGCAGGGAAACUCCCAUAGUCUUGUUUUAAAUGCUGAUAAUACUGUACAUGGCAUUUAGACUGCAGAUAUCCAAUCAGAGGAGCUCUCUCUAUCUAUCAUACUGUGCACCUGUAGCACUGCUUUCUAUUUAUGCUGAAUAGCUAGCCGGGAGUGGGCUGGGCCUGCUCACAGAGGAAGGACACGAGGGGCUUUGAGUCUGGAGCAGUGGCUACUGUUAAAGGUUAAAACAGAGGUCAGUUAUUAAGGAUUUCACUGGCUAAUCCCCAGACCAGUACAGUAGGUUAUUAUAUGUAUGUUAAUUCAGCGAGGCUACAUUGUUAUUCUUAGUCUAGCUCCUACACGUUGGAGAGUUUACUAGAUGGUUUGUGGGGGAUUUUAACCUUAGCUAGGUCGUACUGAUUUUACUCGAGGAAAGUUAGAUUUAGAAAGUUUUAUAGAGAAGGAAAUGGAUGCAGGUUGAAGGAAGUUUUUUUAGAAAAGUAACGCAUGUGGAAGGAAAGAGGAUGCUAGAAGUCUAGAUUGAUGAAUAAUGGCGACUCGGCGAGAAGAACUUAAGCUAUGUCAGGUUUCUGCAGUUGAACGAGUGACACACAGUAUGUGGAAAAACCCUGGUGAUGUCUGGUUUGGGGGGGGAGAAAUAAGUCUUGCUCCAGAUUCUCCUUUUAGAAAUUUCACCAUUAACGUAUUUUGAGAGUGGGCGACUUGGAAAAAUAUUGAUGCACUUUUAAAGACACACUCCUUGGGUAUGGUAGGGGGAGGGUGGUUGAGGAGAGUUCAAUUAGUUGUUAGGGUUUUUUUUUUUUUCCUUUUAAGUUAUUUUUUUUUUUUUUUCUGGGCUGGAUUCCCAUGGGGUAACGCACAUUGUCUUGAAAGCUACUCCCCCGACAGGUGAGUAGACAUUGGAUAAUCUGUGUAAUAGUUUAUAUUAUAAUUAGUAUAAACUAAAAAAAGCCAAGUCACUUGUAGACUUCUUUUUUUUUUAUUAUUUGCAUUUAUUUAACCUUACUUGAAUUUAUGUUAAUUCAUAGCCAAACCUUCCAAUAGUUCUUACAAAGAUUUACACGCAUUGUUUCCUAAAUAUUCUUUCUUUUUCUCUUUUUAUGUAAACCUCUCUCUGAACUGAAGUUGUACAGUGACAUGGGAAGGUAGGGGUUUAAAUGGUGUUAGGGUUUUGUCGAUAUUUAACCAAUUUCCCCAUGAGCACAAAUGCUAAAAACUCCCCCUUACAUUUUAGAAAAGGAGGUUGUUUCUGAAUUCUAUUCAUGCAUGUUCUGUUGUGCAACAAGCCAAAUGUUUUUUUCCAAAAAAAGCAGCUUUAAACUGAAAAAUGUUUUCUAAAGGACUUGUGUAUCAUUUGAAAGAGAUAAUUCCAAAGUGAGAAAACUAUAUUAUACACAUCAUUCUCUUGCUGCUAUGAAGCUUUUCUUUUGUAGUCUUACACAAAGAUGCCUUAUUGUGAUUCACUUGUGUGCUGCUAUAUUUUAAGUGUAUAUGUAACAAGUCUUCUUUGCUUUUCUGUUGUAUGUGUACUGGAGGAAACGUAACACAGUUUGGUGCGGGACUGGAAGUACUUGUUUUUGCCGAUCUUUUUUGAUUAGCAUGUUUUAUCCUUUUUUGUUUUCAUUUGUAUCUUUAUACUCUACCAUAUUCUUGCUGCUUCUUUGUUAUGUUUGUGUACCUCAGGUUAAUUUGGACAGAUAGAGCGAGAGACCAUCUCGCAUUACCUCAUCAAACUUUACAACUCAAACGUUGUUUUCACUCUGAAUUUGUUGACGGGUUUAAGUUGAUAAGAACAGUGCAUCUUCUCUUUCAAUAAUAAAAAAAAAUGUCUGACCCUAGAUUCCACUGAACAGUUAUAAAGGCCUGUACUUUAAAAUAGGUUGUUUCAUGUAAGUACAAAAUAUAUAUACUGUAAUUUAUACAUGUAUUUGAAAGAAAAAAAGUAUUGUUUAUUCUUGAGGUACCCAUUCAGUCUCUGUUAAAACCACAAGAAUGUUUUAUCAUUGUGUGGUUGUUUUUCCAAACUCCUCCCCCACUGUCCCCAUGUUCAACCACACAGUGUACCUCAACAAUUUCUCAUCAAUAAAUUGGCUAAAAUCA